AUGGUGAUAUUGACGUUAGGAUGUUCAAUAACUGCAGCGCUAAUGUUUACUUUAACAGUGAAUGCACUCGAAUCGUCCGAAAUUCGAAUGCUAGAAUCUGAUUAAUAUACGGUGGUUGAACGAAGAGACGCGAAACUAACGGAUCCAUUAAUAAGAUUUGGUAAACGUACACCGGGCCGGAAUGGCGACAAACAUUUGAGCAGGGACAUAAGGACAGAGAAUUUUCAAAGUGCUCCAAUAAUUCGUUUCGGUAAGCGAAUGUCAACGCAAUUGCAAGGUGAUGCGAAAAUGCAGUCAUUGCUGAGAUUCAAUCGCAACUCGCAACCACCACAUCAAACAGCACGUCAGCUGCUCGAUGAAACUGUUCUACGUUUCGGACGAUCGAUGUCCAAUCAAGCGCAGCCACUGCUUGUUUAA
Molecule: messenger RNA, 417 nt
Organism: Anisakis simplex (herring worm)
Lineage: Eukaryota; Metazoa; Nematoda; Chromadorea; Rhabditida; Anisakidae
Source: the annotation of a GenBank genome assembly